ACCGGCAACCAGAUUAUGGCGCCUGUAAACAUUACCCCAUGGAUUCGUGAUUACUCUGUUGGUUGGACCUGAAUGAAAAACAGCGAAUAAUUUUUGCUAAAAUGGCUGCAAACAUUAGGCAGAAUACAUUUGUAGUCUCAGACAUCCCACCGGCUCCUCUGAACUUGAACAGGAGACACGUAUCGAACAAAGAUCGCCAGAACCUCGUGCGGCUUAAAGUCAAUCGAAUAGCCCUAGUGCAACAGCUGCGUGUGGAGCACAUCAUUGAUCAUCUGAAAGUGGCCGGAGUGCUAACUGACAGCGACUUAUGUGCGAUUGACCGCGGCCGAACUGACCAGGACAGGGCUCGCAUGUUGUUAGAUAUUCUUCCCACCAAGACCAACAUUACGGACUGGUAUAAAAACUUUAGAGGCGCUCUGUUGAAUCCUCAAGGUGGGAAUGUUACGAAGCAACGGUACAGAUUUCUCGUAGAGUUCUUGGACAAUACUUUGAUCCACCGACCAAGUUCUCAGGGUGACAGGCUCUCCGAAGCACGGAAUCAUGAUCAGCAAACGAAAUAUCCCCGAUUUGACCCUCUGCCAAAUAUAUCAGAUAUACAGAAGCAUCCAGUUGAUGUAUUAAAUGUGGAAAAAGAGAAGGAUGAAUCCAUUUUCAUCAAACCGCCCAGCUCUGAAUCGGAAUUCACCAAAGAAGUGGAUACUAUAAACUCUUCAAUAAGCCUAAAGAAAGAUAGCCAUAGACCUAUGGUGCUAAUUAAGGGCCUCUUCCACCAGUGGAUUCCAGUUCCAAAUAACUUCAGAUCCCUUCUUGGUGACCUUCCCACUGAACCUGCACAGAAUAUUACAGAAGAAGCAAACCCACACGACGUCCAAGAACAGCUUCAACGAGAGAGACGCGCUGUCACCAUUCUCCGAAAAAUCGAAGUCACUCUGGCCUUGGCGCGUCGCCGCCAGCUGCCGCCAGGCUUUGAACUCUGCACGUGCGACGCCGUUCAGGAGAUGCUGAGCGACCGCGACGCCUUUCACCUGUACCUCAAACACGUGCGAACCCUGCAGGAGGCGGACAUAGAUGUCGCCAAAGAGAUCUGUGCCAGUUACCAGUCGGUACUGGGGGUGUUGGCGGCGGACCCAGCCUCUGAAAUAAAUCGGCAAACAGUGGCCACAGGGUUUCGUCUGGUUGACCUGCUGGCCGCUCUUGAGAUGCUUCCCCAGGCAAAGGAGAUGCUUGUUGCCAUCAUUAACUUCCUGAACGUUAACCCUGGAUUGGAGACUUGGAUGAGUGAAUACAAUGCUCAUGUUCGGAUGAUGGGUCUCCAUAAUGACAUGUGUGAACUAAAUGAGGCCCAGAGUUCAUAUUUCUCUGCGACACAGCUGACCUACCAGAUUCAGCUGGUUUCCUUUGGUCAGCGCUUAGUCUUUGAGGGUCGUCUGCAUAAAGAAAUUAGUGCAAUGCUCUUGGAGAAUGGUUCAAUCAACUCUUCACUGGGAUGGGCAAGACAAGCUUUACAGGAGGUGGAUCCUAAUGACCAUGAGUCAGUGAUUGAAGUUGUCAGUCAUGCUGUCUUGGCUCACUGUGCUUCCUGGCAGGUGAAAAAGGCUGAGGAAUUGGCAGUGUUUGCUGUUCAGUUGGCCAGAGAAAAGUAUGGGAAGCUGCAUCCUCUGUACUUAAAGGCUCUGCACAGUUUGUGUCAUUUCUGUAAUGAGUUCAAGCAGGAUUCCACAGGAGUUGAACUAGCUAAGGAACUGGUAGAGCUGACAAGAAAGACAUACAAAUGUGAGACACUACACCUUGCACAAGCUCAUCGAGUCCUCAGCAAAGCCAUAAUGGCUCAGCAGGAUUUCUACAACAGCAACAGCUUCUACCAUCAUGCCAUGGAGGCAAUCCGUAUUGCCCGGAGUCUGCUGUCACCGGGGCACCCCAUGCUGCAUCCUUUCCUCUCUAAUUUUGCAAUGGCUUUACAGUGGAAGUCACUAAGCUGUCCUGAAGAAGUCAGAGAGUCCACACUUAGCUGGGCAGAAACUGAGGCCAAACAAGCUCUCAUGAUAGUUUCAAUGCAUCAUGGGGAGAUAAGUCUUCGAGCUGCUCAAAUUUACAUCCUGCUGGGGCAGAUCCUGUCUAAGAUGAACAAAUUAGAGGAGGCAGAGAAAUAUCUUAUUCAGAGUGUUGACUAUCUCACGCUUUGUCAGCCACCAACCAGCAACUAUUUGCUACUGGCUCAUGCCACGCUAGGGACCUUCUUUAAAGUGACGGGAAAAUUUGACAAGGCUGUGUUUCACCUGAAACAAGUUGUCAUGCUAAUAGAGCCAUGUGGUAUCUGAAGUGGGUGCACAUUUGCUUCGAGACACUGAUCGAGUUGCUACAGUCAGAGGACAAGACUGCAGAAGCUUCCUCCAACAUAAACAGACUUCAGGAACAGCUGUCCCUGUGGCUUGCAGACAACCCCAAGGAUGAUGACAGACCUGUCAACACAACUUUGCUGACCAGUAGUCCACCCUCUUUUCAAGAUUUCCGAGAAAAGUUCGACUCCUGGGUGACAGCAUUUCACAAAGUGCACAGACUUAAAGAUACCAACUCCACUUUGAUUCCUCAGCCUCCUUCACAAACAGAUUGAUUGUAUAUGUGGACAACUGCUGGCAAUUUAAUAAAACCAUAACAUACAUCAACUGGCACAUCUUCACCGUAGAAUUUUCUACUCUAUUUUCAAUUGCUAAAAAGAGGGUAGAAAUCUUCAGUAUUUCUUUCCAGAACCAAGUCAAGUUGAUGGUAAAAUGAUACUGAUGACAGCACACAUAACAUCUGUAAUACAUGUACAUAGUGAUAAUAUAGAGCUACAAUACAAAAGUUCCCUCAAACUAUGAAUAACGAUAAAACUUUUUAACAGUUAGAUUUUCUCUGCUCAUUGACAAGCACAACAUAAUUGUUCUGAAAUGUCGGGAUAUCCCAGAUUUCCAAUAUUUCACUCUGCACUUGAAGCUAGUUUACAAUCCGACUUCGGAGAUACUCUAAAAGUGCUUGUGUUCCCUUAGCAAGGAUGGCUGGUCGUGGAUUGCGGAAGGGGUUUCCACUUAUUUGCAAACUCCUGAAAGAGAAGGAAUGAAAGGUCUCAGCCUGGACAAUUCAAUCUAACAAAGCAAAAGACCAUGCAACAAUGUGGCUUUGCUAAGUACAGCCGUUCACCAAAAUCACAUGCACAAAAAUCAGCCCCAUUCCUUGACAUUGCAAAACUGUGCAAAAGAUCACAUUUACCCACAAGAUAUACUGUUUUUAUCAGAACUAAGUCCUUGAUAGUUUAAUAUUUUAAACGUUACAACUGGGUAGACAUAAAAACUUUUGGGCUGUUUUGUCCUUACCUAACCUACUGAAGGAUAACUGCAUUCCUAGCAGUUACGAAUUAUACACAAGUUGGUGG
Messenger RNA from Pomacea canaliculata, 3409 nucleotides. Its product is annotated as amyloid protein-binding protein 2-like. Gene Ontology annotation, biological process: regulation of apoptotic process; intracellular protein transport. The coding region runs from base 102 to 2318 and encodes 738 amino acids. NCBI's taxonomy places the organism in Eukaryota, Metazoa, Mollusca, Gastropoda, Architaenioglossa, Ampullariidae. The record is from RefSeq and is a predicted model, not a curated record. Gene Ontology annotation, molecular function: protein binding. The transcript is spliced from 11 exons.